Messenger RNA from Anopheles coustani, 2218 nucleotides. It is a transcript of the gene trus, whose product is annotated as programmed cell death protein 2-like. The transcript is spliced from 3 exons. The record is from RefSeq and is a predicted model, not a curated record. The coding region runs from base 88 to 1446 and encodes 452 amino acids. Gene Ontology annotation, cellular component: cytoplasm. NCBI's taxonomy places the organism in Eukaryota, Metazoa, Arthropoda, Insecta, Diptera, Culicidae.
CAGACUUUGGAAAAGGAUCUGAAAAAUCAAUCGUCCCAGCUGAUUUUACUCAUUUGUAUUCGAGCGUUGCAAUUUACAAGUGCUGGGAUGGCAAAGCAAAAAUCCCUUAUUCUACUAGGUUACGAUGAUGAACCGAUUGCGGUGAAGGAUAGACUGUACCUUUCGCACACGACGAACAAAAUCGGUGGCCACGCGGAUUGGCCUGCUGGUGCUGUGGAAAUACAGCCGUGCCUAUUCUGUGGUCUGCAAAGGCCCCUUAUUCUGCAGAUUUACGCUCCACUGGAGGAUUCUCAGUUCCACCGCACGCUUUAUCUUUUCGCUUGCUUAAACGCCCCGUGUUCGACGCAAUCACAAUCGUGGACUUGUAUACGAAUACAAUCCCUCGAAAAGAGCUCUCCUGGAGGUGAUGGUUGUGAGACGCGAUCCGUAAAGCUACCGGCGAAGGAUGCCACGAUAUCCUGGUGCAGUGGUGCAGAUGACUGGGGAGACGAAGAGGAGAGUGCACCCACGGGCAAGGGAGAUGAGUACAGCACGGGCACUUUUAUGCGGGUCGAUACGAGCAAUGUUGGCGAUUCCGAGCAACAACUGAACGAAGAGAACGGCAAUGUGAUCCAGUACGAGAAGGUGUCCGAUGAAGACGACGAGAGUAAUUCUAUGGAGGUGGAACCGAUUCCGGGGUUUGAACACUUGCGUGUUGACGAGACAAACGCCAAUGCAGGAGGCGAUGGACGAUCGUCGGGAGCGAUGGGUGGAGAGCUUAUCGAUAAUUUGUACACACCCAAAGCAACUGCAGAGAUUGAAGGUCCGGAGGCGGAAGUAGUGAUUGUUGACGAGCCCAACUCACCGAAACGUGAUUUGAUAGCGCUGCUCAAGCAGCCACAACUUGUGCCACGAAAUAUCGAAGACUUAACGCUGCGAGGAUUGUACAUCAGUGUGGAUGAAGAGCGUACGAGCGUACCGGUAAUGUCCGAGCAUGUACGGGAACUUCUCGAAGAAUAUCGGCGUAAUGAUGAAGUCAAAACGAGCCCAGAUAGUCCCUCUGAAAACGUGGCAUCAGGAGGUAAAGGACCAACCAAAACCAACCACGAUCUAGAGCUAUAUGAGAAAGGCAUUCCGAUGCAUGGUGAUCUGAUGUUUCACUCGUUCAUGUGCAAGUUGCAGGAAAAUCCAGGUCAAAUCUUGCGUUACUCGCGCAACGCUGUGCCAUUGCUGAUAUCUCCAAUCAAGGAUGUAACAAUUCCGCCACAAUGUCAGUAUUGCAAGAGCGAGAUGAUCUGUGAAGUUCAACUGCUGCCAACGUUGAUCGACAAACUGCGAUUCGAGGUGAACGAUGAAAGGGCACCGAUCGAUUUUGGCAAUGUUCUGGUUUGGACCUGUAUGAAAAGCUGCUGGGACACUCCGGAUAAAAUGCGCCAGGAGCUUGUACUAGUGCAAACGGAGUCUUAAAUAAUACAACGCGACAGUUCUGAUACAAAUGAACGUUUGCCUUUCGAAUAAUGCAAUGUUACGUGCAUUCGUUUUAACGUAUGAUAUAACCAUCGUUUCCUUGAGGCAAAGCACAAGAUGAGGCGUUUCAAAAGCGUAUCAUUAGUACUGAAAAUAUCGUCAAUUGCUGAAACCAUCUUUCCCAACAAGAAAGCAGCGAUAACGGAAGCGUAUCAGCUUUUUAUGUCACACGGUGUGUUGGGAACGAUCGGUGAUUCCUGACCCAAGACAGUUUUAACGCAUUUUAUAUGAAACAUCCAAUGUCUCCAGUGAGCGUCUAUAUCGCAAAGUCAGUUAAAUAAUAAUAACUCCUAUUCUAAACGCAGUAGAUUUAAUGUGAUAGAACAAACAAACACAACCACGUGCUGACGUGUAAAGCGAAGCGAAAGAUUUGCUACCUUCGGUGCCGCUGUGCCGUCCGUACUCCUUGGCGAAAAUUAAUUUAAAUAACACAACACAUGCGCUAGUCGGAUAUGUUCGCUAAACGCCAAACGAUAUUAGAAACCAGCGACUUCUGUACUGCUAUGCGCCAUUCUCGUGCUGCAAACCGGAAAAACAGCACUAGCUAACUGUUCAAAUAUGUUUUAAAAUCAAGCAUACCGAUAGUAGUAGCGAAGAACGUGUGGUGGUAGUUUAACAGUGUUAACUAUUUUAAUCCUACAUUUUGAAGAAUCAUUAUGAAUUUAUUAGCAUUUUACGUGUUUACUUCCAAUUCUAAAUAAACAAACGAGAC